GGCGGGACGCGGUCCCGUGCGGUGGCGGCGAUGUCUCUCGUGCUGCUGAGCCUGGCCGCGCUCUGCAGGAGCGCCAUGCCCCAGGAGCCGACUGUUCAGUGUGGCUGUGAAACUGGGCCAUCUCCAGAAUGGAUGGUCCCACAUGAUCUGACCCCAGGAGAUUUGAGGGACCUCCAAGUGGAACUUGUUAAAACCAGUGUUGCAACGGAAGACUAUUCAAUUUUGAUGAAUGUAAGCUGGACACUCCGGGCAGAUGCCAGCAUCUGCUUACUGAAGGCCACCAAGAUCUGCGUAACAGGCAAAAGCAACUUCCAGUCCUACAGCUGUGUGAGGUGCAAUUACACAGAGGCCUUCCAGAGUCAGACCAGACCCUCUGGCGGCAAAUGGACGUUUUCCUAUGUAGGCUUUCCUGUGGAGCUGAACACGGUCUAUUUCAUUGGGGCCCAUAAUAUCCCCAAUGCAAACAUGAAUGAAGAUGGUCCUUCCAUGUCUGUGAAUUUCACCUCACCAGGCUGCCUGGACCACACAAUGAAAUAUAAAAAAGAAUGCAUCGAGGCAGGAAGCCUCUGGGAUCCCAACAUCACUGCUUGUAAGAAGAAUGACAAGACAGUAGAAGUGACAUUUACGACCAGCCCCCUUGGAGAGAGAUACCUGGCUCUUAUCCAACAGAACAUCGUAAUCGGGCACUCUUAUGUGAAGGAGGUGCACCAGCACAAACAAACACGAACUUCAGUAGUGAUUCCAGUGACUAAGGAAAGUGAAGGUGCUAUGGUACAGUUGAUGCCGUAUUUCAACACUUGUGGCAAUGACUGCAUCCGACGCAAAGGAACUGUUGCGCUUUGCCCACAGACAGGUAUUACCUUCCCUCUGGAUAACAACAAAGGUGUGCUAAGAGGCUGGCUGCCUCUCCUCCUCCCGUCUCUGCUGGGAGUCACCUGGGUGCUGGCGGCUGGGAUCUAUCUAAUGUGGAGGCACGAAAGGAUUAAGAAGACUUCCUUUUCUACUGUCACACUACUACCCCCCAUCAAGGUUCUUGUGGUUUACCCAUCUGAAAUAUGUUUCCAUCACACAGUUUGUUAUUUCACUGAAUUUCUUCAAAACCACUGCAGAAGUGAAGUCAUCCUUGAAAAGUGGCAGAAAAAGAAAAUAGCAGAGAUGGGUCCAGUACAAUGGCUUACCACUCAGAAGAAAGCAGCAGAUAAAGUCAUCUUUCUUCUUUCUAAUGAGGUCACUGCAGACUGCGAUGGAACCUGUAGCAAGAGUGAGGGCAGCCCCAGCGAGAACUCCCAAGACCUGUUCCCCCUUGCCUUUAACCUUUUCUGCAGUGAUCUAAGAAGCCAGCCUCUGCACAAAUAUGUGGUGGUCUACUUUAGAGAGGUUGACACCGCAGAUGAUUAUAAUGCUCUCAAUGUCUGCCCCAAAUACCACCUCAUGAAGGAUGCAACUGCUUUCUGCACAGAACUUCUUCAUGUCAAGCAGCACGUCAGUGGAAAAAAGAUCACAAAUCUGUCAUAAUAGCUGCUGCUCCUUGUAGCCCACCCAUGAAAAUGAAAGAAGAGACCUUGAAGCCUUCCUAUCCUACUAAUUCCAGGGGAAAAAAGCAUUUGUGAUGACCCUUAAGCUUACUGUACAGCCUACAAGUAGCCUAGUAAUGAAAAUACCUUAUGCCAAUAAAAUUGUUACAAAUACUAA
Carlito syrichta (Philippine tarsier) is the source of this 1692-nucleotide messenger RNA. It is a transcript of the gene IL17RB, whose product is annotated as interleukin 17 receptor B. NCBI's taxonomy places the organism in Eukaryota, Metazoa, Chordata, Mammalia, Primates, Tarsiidae. The record is from RefSeq and is a predicted model, not a curated record. Gene Ontology annotation, molecular function: interleukin-17 receptor activity. The transcript has 11 exons. Bases 31 to 1515 code for a protein of 494 amino acids.